UAAUGCGUGUUAGUAAAAUUUUACAAAUAUGAAGGGGUCUUGUGAAAAUAUGAUAAAGAUUUAGUGUAAUUGACUCAUCUCUCUCUCCGUUUCUGUAUCCACCGCCACCAGCCUCCACAAAUGGAGCUUUGGCAGCGAUGAGGACGCACGCACAGCGGCGCCGGAAUUGGAAGCGGGUUUGAGCGAAUUGGGUAACUAGCACAUAUUCUAUCUUUUCCUGAUUAAGUGUGAGCAGACAAAGUGGCAAAGUUGUUGUGACUUUGAACCAUCCCAGCACCAUCUGUCGCCUUAAAGCUAGCUUUCCAGGUGGUAUAACAACCAUGAUGCACUACUUCAUAGUGAUUCUUUCGAGUCUUAAGACUUGAUGUAGACAGCACUAAAAUUACAAUACAUGGCAUGUUUUGGGUACUUAACACUCUCUGUUAUUGGACACGUAUUUUUCCUUAAAUUCUCAACCUCACUUCGACCAAAAAAGGCCUAAUCCAGAGUCCCAGAGUGUUUAAAUCUGGUAUAUUUUAAUAUGGGAUAGAGAAUGUUCUUGUGUUUAGGCUGCGUGACAACUUUGUUGAGAAGUUUAUUUCAAGAUACAUUCUGUCAUAACUAAUUGUGAAUGAAAAACUAAUGCACUUAUACAGGGUUCAAAUAAAAUGGACUUAUAUGUUUUAAUUAUUACUUCGUAUUUUGGGGAAAGCCUCGUUGUAGAAUAUGGUGUUUCUUUUUCUCUUAAUAAAAUGAAAGUUUUACUAGGAUGGUUGUAAACCUACAAGUACAAAUGUGAAUGAGGAGAAAAUAGAGUGAUUCCUGCAUUUAGGAUUUGAAUCUUAUAUUAUGAAUCUGUAUGGGGGUAUCUUUCUUUAUUGCCUAAGCUUGUGCUGUGCCAUGAAUUUUUGCACCAGUUGCUCCAUUCCCUACGGCCUGCAUUCGACUUCUCAGAUUUAUUGCUAUAUUGUGGUAGUCUUUCUGUAAUCAAUCUUUAUCUUAUUUAUCUCACACUUUUUGUUUGCUACUGGCAGCAUUUUCCUACACAAAAUGGUUUUGUAGAUUAAUGGGCUUGUCUUAGAACUCCUAAAGUAGAAUGAUAUGCACUCAAAAUUUGUUUCAUACAACGUCAAAGAUAGUAGCCCUUGCAAGAUCUGGCCAAAUAACAUGUGCUCGCAAAAUUUUCAACGAAAUGCCUUUCAGAGACUCUAUUGCUUGGAAUGCAAUGCUUACUAGCUAUACGCAACUGGAUUUUCAUAACGAAUCUCUCUUGCUUUUCCGGUGCAUGAGAAUCUCUGACACUAGGCCAGAUCACUUUACCCUCACUGCAACUUUAAGUGCGUGUGCUGGUGCAUAUGAGCUUCAGUGUGGAACCCAAAUUCACACGCUAGUUACUGUUUUGGGUUACCGGUCUUACUUGCCGGUUAAUAAUGCGCUUAUUGAUAUGUAUGGGAAGUGUUCGAAUCCCUUGAGUGCUAGGAAAGUUUUUGAAGAAAUGAAACAUAGGAAUGAGGUGUCUUGGUGUUCGUUUUUAUUUGCACAGACAAACUCUGCUCAGUUCGAUGUUGCCCAUGAAGUGUUUUCUAUGAUGCCAAAAAGGGUUGAGAUAGCUUGGAAUAUUAUGAUUGCCGGUUAUGCACGAAAUGGAGAAGUGGAGUCUUGUUUGACUUUGUUGAAAGAGAUGACAGAGAGUAUGCGUCAGCCAGAUCAAUGGACUUUCAGUGCUCUCAUGAAUGCUUGUGCUGAAGCGUUAGAAUUUUGGUGUGGUUGCAUGGUACAUGCUCUUGUCAUUAAAAGUGGUUGGAGCUCUGCUGCAGAGGUCAAGAACUCGGUUUUAAGUUUUUAUGCUGAAGUAGGCUGCCAUGAAAAUGCAAUAAAGAUUUUUGAAUCCAUUGGAACUCUAACACAAGUGUCCUGGAAUGCCAUGAUUGAUACCUACAUGAAACUGGGGAAUACUCACGAAGCACUUCUUGUAUUUCAGCGGGCUCCUGAAAAGAAUGUUGUUUCCUGGACAUCUAUGAUCGCUGGAUUUGCAAAAAAUGGACCUGGAGAAGAAGCUGGUAGCUUCUUUGUGGAUAUGGUGAGAAGUGGAGUGCAACCAGAUGACUUCACAUUUGGAGCUGUCCUUCAUGCAUGUUCAAGCUUGGCAGUACUUGGACAUGGUAAGAUGGUCCAUGGUUGCAUACUUCGAUAUGGCUUCCAUGCUUAUGUCUUUAUUGGGAAUGGCUUAGUUAACAUGUAUGCUAAAUGUGGGGAUUUAGAAGGGUCAGUCCGUAUAUUCCGUAAUAUUCCUGACAAGGAUCUAGUAUCUUGGAAUGCUAUGUUAUUUGCAUUUGGAUUGCAUGGGCAAGCUAUCCAAGCUGUACAGGUUUUUGAAGAGAUGGUGGAAAACGGAGUAAAACCGGAUAAUGUGACCUUCAUUGGCCUGCUGAUGAGUUGCAGCCAUGCUGGGCUUAUAGAGGAAAGUCAUGUGCUUUUUGAAACAAUGAGAUCAGUUUAUGGCCUUUCCCCCGAAAUGGAUCAUGUGACAUGCAUGGUGGAUAUGCUUGGCAGAGGUGGUUACUUAGCGGAAGCAAAGGAACUGGUUGAUAAGUACUCGGAAGUAGGUGGUGGUGAGACGAGCUCAUGGGAAGCUCUGCUCGGGGCAUGUUCUGCGCAGGGGGACAUAGGAUUUGGAAAAAGUUUGGGCGAAAGUCUGAAGAUACUAGAGCCGCAUAAAGAGGCGAGUUAUGUGUCACUAUCAAAUUUGUAUUGUGCGAGCGGGCAAUGGAAGGAAGCAGAAAUGGUUAGGAAGAUGAUGGUUAAUCAAGGGGUGAAGAAAAUGCCCGGUUGUAGUUGGAUACAAGUGAGAAACAAGGUAAAGGCUUUUGUAGCCGGGAAGCAUUCGUAUUCGUGUAUGAACGAUGAGUUAUGUAAUGUAUUAAGUUUGAUUGAUUUUGAAAUGAGGAAUCCAUGCUGCUGUGUUGGUGUUCAAAUUUGAAACAAAUAUGAGUUUUACUCCAAAUUCAGAAUUUGUAAAUGUAACUGAUUCCCUACACUAUUAGAUUUGAGGUCUCCCAUUGCGCUUGUGGCCCAAUGAGCUUACCUUCCUUCA
Pyrus x bretschneideri (Chinese white pear) is the source of this 3073-nucleotide messenger RNA. Its product is annotated as pentatricopeptide repeat-containing protein At2g36980, mitochondrial. The record is from RefSeq and is a predicted model, not a curated record. Gene Ontology annotation, biological process: RNA modification. The coding region runs from base 1076 to 2959 and encodes 627 amino acids. The transcript has 2 exons. Gene Ontology annotation, molecular function: RNA binding; protein binding. NCBI's taxonomy places the organism in Eukaryota, Viridiplantae, Streptophyta, Magnoliopsida, Rosales, Rosaceae.